UUAAUUGAUUAUUAUUUUUUCGAUUUCAGCAAAUUUAAUUUCAUGAUAUAUUAGCUUAAAAAUUCAGGAAUUCUAGAUUAAAGAUGGGUGUAGGAUGCUCUAAGUUAAGAAAGGGAAAAUGCGAUGUUUACGUAGCUAAGCAGCAGGCAACAAUUUGGAAUUCUCAAACAUCAUUCUCUGUUCUCAACCCAAAAACUGAGGUUGUAGUACUGGAUUAUUCUGCAGUUCUCCAACAUGAUAUUCCAUUCUGGAGAGUUAAGGAGAAGAAGGGGAAAAAGGAGGGAAUAGUCUGCAGUCUAUACUUUGCCAAGAAGACUGAUCCUCCACUUGAAAGCCAAGUCUGGUAUUUUGGUAAACUAUCCAGAGUGAGAGCAAACAAUUUACUACUGUUAGACGGAAACCAGGCCGGAUCCUACUUGGUUCGAUACAGUGAGAAGAAACAGUCCUAUGUCCUCACUCUUCUAUCUUUUGAUUUGGUUGAGAACAAGAACAUUAUUAAACAUUAUAAUAUUGAUUACUCACAGGGGGAUGGAUAUUACCUCAGUGAAGAUGAUAAAUUCAAAACUCUGGAUCAAUUAAUUGUUCACUGCUCAACCAAUAUUCAGAAAGGUUUACCUGCGAAACUGAUGUAUAUUUGUCUAAUCCCAAACCCAAGUAUGAACUCUGAAGCUGAUAUCCAAAGGGUCCCAUACGAGGAACUGGAAUUUUCUACGGAAAAUGAAAUUGGAAAAGGAGAAUUUGGCAAAGUUUACAAAGGAACUCUCAGGGGACUUUCUGAGGUAGCGAUAAAAGAAUUGAAGAUUGGAAAACGACUGACUGCACGUGAAAAGGCUGUUGUGGAGGACAAUUUUAAAGAAGAACUUAAAAUACAACGCAGUCUUAGACAUCCCAACAUUGUCACCCUCAUUGCUUUUGUAGAAAGUCCUGAGCAUGGGAACUAUAUGAUUCAGGAGUAUAUGGAAAAAGGGGAUUUAACAAAGUACAUCAGAGAAAAGUCUAAGCUAGAAUCAAUUAGACUAAGGAGUCUUGUAGCCUGGUGUUAUGAGAUAGCACUUGGGAUGAAAUACCUAUCUAGUCAAAACAUUAUACAUAGAGAUUUGGCAGGAAGAAAUGUGUUGGUGGACAAGUAUGAAAGGGCAAAAGUAGCAGAUUUUGGACUUGCUAGAGAUCAACAGGACGAUCAGAGGAGGGAAGAGAAAAUUCCAAUCAGAUGGUCGCCACCAGAAGUUUUUAACAAGAGAGAAUACAGUGAUAAAAGUGAUGUGUGGUCGUAUGGUGUCACCCUCUGGGAGAUAUUCUCUUAUGGCGCUAAACCAUAUGAUAAGCUAAACAAGGAGAAAUACAAAGAUCACAUUAUUUCUGGUCGAAGAUUAGAAUUUCCUUAUGAAAAACAUACACAAAACUCUACAAGAGUUCUCAAGCCAUAUGAUGAUUUGAUGAAGAUCUGCUGGAAGAAGAACCCAAUGGAUAGACCAAACUUCAAGGAUAUUGUAAAGAAGACGAAGGUUGAAAUGAAUGAUUACAAUAAUGAUUAUUAUGAUUUAGGAGAAUAAAAUUUGUGUUUUUAUCAAGA
Messenger RNA from Eurytemora carolleeae, 1573 nucleotides. Its product is annotated as tyrosine-protein kinase Yes. The transcript has 20 exons. The coding region runs from base 84 to 1553 and encodes 489 amino acids. Gene Ontology annotation, molecular function: transmembrane receptor protein tyrosine kinase activity; ATP binding; signaling receptor binding. Gene Ontology annotation, cellular component: signaling receptor complex; extrinsic component of cytoplasmic side of plasma membrane. Lineage: Eukaryota; Metazoa; Arthropoda; Copepoda; Calanoida; Temoridae. Gene Ontology annotation, biological process: innate immune response; cell surface receptor protein tyrosine kinase signaling pathway; protein phosphorylation. The record is from RefSeq and is a predicted model, not a curated record.